GAAGCCUUCGGCGAUCGCCGCGCCACCCGAAACUUUCCCCAGAAAAUCCAAAUCGGACGGCACCUACGGAAAGCUUAGAAUUUCGGCUACAUCGCAAGCCCAAGAAUGUAAGCCAGAAACACCGUAAAUACAUUUUAUGCGACCUUUAUUGAAAAGGUGUACGAGUUCUGGCGGUUAUACGGUAUUAAUUAAAGAAUAAUGAGGAAAGUUAAUAAAUGAUUUUCGCCGCGAUCCCACGCCCACGGGCGAUCGAUGGGCGAGAAUAGUCUUGACUUGAUCGAGCACUUGUUCACGUCACGUCAUACGUCACUGCAUGAAACCAUCCUGCCUAGCCUGCCUGUGGGGAAUCUACAGGUAGGACUAUGAUUGAAUGAUGGCUGAGUCUGGUUCAGCCCCGGUUCCUCUCAAGAGUAAACGGUGCACCCUGGAAAGAGCUGAGAAGUUUAUAUCAGAUGCCUACUUCACGGACUGUAAUUUGUAUGGAAAGCUCUUUCUAGAAAAGCACCCUGUGCGCAUCACUCACAGAAAGGCCAAUGGUCGGGUGACCUUUGGCGAGGCCACUCAGGCAUGGAAUUCAGGUAGUUCCAAGUCAAAGUACCCAGCCGCCGAAGUAGUCAAGCCAGGGUCAUCUUAUGGUCCUACGUGGGCGACUCACUGGUUUCGCAUCCAGUUCCAAAUUCCCAAGGCAUGGAACAAGAAGGAGGUCCACCUUCUCUGGAACUCAAACUCUGAAGCAAUGGUCUGGAGUCCUUCAGGAGAGCCUCUGCAGGGAUUAAAUAAAGAUGAUCGAACCAGCUUCAUCCUAACCCGUCCACAUAGCUCGUUAUUAGAAUAUGAGCACCUUUACAUCGAGAUGGCGUGUAAUAAGAUCCUGGGAGCGGGGAAUGGUCUGAUCGAUGCACCGAUACUAGAUAGUACAUUCACUCUAUCUCAAGCUGAGCUUGCUCUCUUCAACCGUGAUGCGUAUGACUUGAUGAUGGACGUUGAAAUAUUGGUUGAUAUGGUUAAGUACUUACCCGAGGACCGAGAGCGCGGAUAUCAGGCUCUCUACACCGUCAAUCGGAUGAUGAAUGCUUGUUCGGCCGAUCAGCCUGAGACCUAUCAGGCUGCCCGAGAUAUCUGCAGGAAAUUCCUUGAGGAAAAGAACGGAGACUCAGCUCACACCAUCCAUGCUAUAGCCAAUGCUCAUAUUGAUUCUGCCUGGCUUUGGCCCUAUGCAGAGACCAAGAGGAAGGUAGCCAGGACCUGGUCUAAUGUCCUAAGUCUUGCUAAGGACUACCCGGAUCUUAACUUUGCCUUCUCUCAGGCCCAGCAAUUUCAGUGGGUGAAGAGUGACUACCCAUCGCUCUACAGGAAGAUACAAGAGCUGGCCAAGAGAGGGCGCUUCAUCCCUGUAGGGGGAUGCUGGGUGGAGAUGGACGGUAAUCUGCCGAGCGGGGAAUCGUUCGUCAGGCAGGUUCUGUACGGACAGAGGUUCUUCAAGGAAGAGUUUGGGAGUUAUUGUACAGAGUACUGGUUACCCGACACCUUUGGUUACUCCGCUCAGCUCCCUCAGAUAUUAGCGGCAGGAGGAAUGAGGAGGUUCGUUACGCAGAAGAUGAGCUGGUGUAUCGUCAAUAAAUUCCCUCACAAUACAUUCUGGUGGCAGGGUAUAGAUGGUACCAAGUGUCUUGCACACUUCCCUCCUACGGACACAUACCAUGCUAGGGUCAAAGUUGAAGAGUGUCUAAAGAAUGCUACAAACCACCGAGACAAAGGACGCUCUGAUCAUAGUCUGAUGCUAUAUGGCUUUGGUGAUGGAGGCGGUGGACCAACGAAAGAUAUGCUAGAGAGGAUGCAGAGACUUAAAGAUGUAGACGGCAUCCCAAGGGUCAAACCAUCCACGCCAAAGGAAUUCUUUUCAAGCGUGGAGAAAGACGGCGGCAACCUCUGCACAUGGCAAGGGGAGUUAUACCUUGAGCUUCACCAGGGAACCUUCACCACACAGGCAGAGAUCAAGUACCUAAAUAGGAAGUUAGAGCACAAGUUGCAGCAGACGGAAUUCCUCUCAGCCCUUCAGCCCGUUGGUAAAGAAGCCCUGAUGCAGGAAACCAUCUCGGAGAAAUGGAAACGACUUCUCCUCCAUCAGUUCCAUGAUGUUCUACCAGGGAGCUGCAUCAGGGAGGUUGUAGAAGAUGCUGUUACCGACAUGAAAGCUUUGAGCAGGGAAUUGGAUCUGGAGAAAAUUAUUUUAAUCAACUCACUUUCCCAGAAUAUCAAGAGAGGGAAGUCUUCGUCCGUGCUUGGGUCAAAGGUCAUAUGUAACCAUCUAAGCUGGGAGCGCACAGAGGUGAUAGACCUGGGUCAGGGGUCAAUGUCAAACACUUCCGGGUCAGGCGGCGAUAGUCCUACACCGGCCAAGAAGGCAAGGAAGGUGGGCGGUGGUUCUGAAAAAGUGGACAACUUUGCUAUGGUAACCAUUCCCGCAAUGUCGGUGUCAACCGUUCUUCAGUGCACCCCAUCAUCCACUCCUGUCCCGGCUCAGAUUGAAGCAGUCAGCAACGGUUACAAGCUCUGGAAUGAACACCUUGUGGCCUUGGUAGACUCCUGCGGAAGACUGACCCAGAUGAACUUGAGUAAGCCUGGAGGAAUCAAACCUGUCUACCAGAAACCUGAUGUCAUCCCUGAUGGUGAUAACUAUGGCAACCAGUUUGUGAUGUUUGAUGACGUACCUCUCUUUUGGGAUGCCUGGGAUGUGAUGGAUUAUCAUCUUGAAACAAGGAAGCCAGUGAAUGAGUGUACAUCCAUUGAAGUUGUAGAGACAAACCCUCUCCAAGUUUCUCUCAAGGUUGAACUCAAGAUCAGUGACAGAAGCUACAUUGAACAGAAGAUCAUACUCAGAGCUCAUUCCAAGUAUCUGGAGUUCCAUACAAAGGUUCACUGGGACGAAUCUCACAAGUUCCUCAAGGUGGAGUUCCCUGUCAACGUUCACUCUCCUGAAGCGACCUUUGACAUCCAGUAUGGCCACCUCAAGAGACCAACCCAUCAGAACACUUCCUGGGACUGGGCCAGAUAUGAGGUCGUAGGCCACAAGUGGAUCGAUUUAUCACAGUAUGACUGGGGCGUGGCCAUCCUCAACGACUGCAAGUACGGACACUCUGUCAUCAAGAAUGUCAUGAGGAUCUCAUUGUUGCGCUCUCCUAAGAAGCCAGACCCAGAAGCUGAUAUCGGUGAUCAUGUCUUUUCCUAUGCCAUCAUGCCUCAUACAGGUACGUACCAGUCAGCGGGUGUAAUCCAAGCAGCGUAUGAGUUCAACAAUCCUCUCACACCCAUGCCAAUGCCCACUGAUACGACCCUUGACCUGAGGGAGAUCUUCACCAUAGCGCCCUCUUCAGUCAUCAUUGAGUCGGUCAAGAAGUCUGAGGAUGCUAACGACUGUGUGGUGGUCCGCUGCUAUGAGGCUUAUGGAGGAGAAGUGCUCGCAAAACUAACAACAAAAUUAGAAGCAACCAAAUUCUCAAGAUGCAAUUUCCUUGAAGACGAAGAUGCUGAUUGUGAUGGCUUCUUGGAAGAAGGGCAAUCAUCAGUUUGUUUCAGACUCACACCAUUCCAGAUAGCCACAAUCAAAAUUCAGCUAAAACCACACUAGCAGCUCAGUUGAAAUUGAGAAAUGUACCAGUACUUGUUUGGGGGUAAUUCCAUCAGGUUGUGUCGAAAAAUGACAAAAUGUCCAUGUAAUCUAGAUAUUAACUAUUAUCAUCUACAUAAAGAGUGUUCUAGCGUUGCAUUAAAAACGCAUAUUUUGGUCUGCAUCAAUUGCCCUUGCAGUAUCAGAGCGUAUCCCUAAAAGGACCGAAAUCCGAAGAAUAUCCCAUAGGCUUCUGUACAAAAUUUGCUAUUGAAUAUGAGAGCAUAUUCAACAGUAUAGUGCGAAUGCGUGAAAUAUACAACACAUACAUGUACAACAAUGAAAGCAAUGCGAUGCACAGCAAGAGCACAACGACACUCGAUGACAUCAUAAUGCAAGUCGCAUGUCAACGACCAAAUUUGAUCUUAUGAAGUGAUGAUGCCAUUAUGUGAUAAGUGACAUGACUUGUUCAAUCAAAUUUCUCCCUCCUUUUGAUUGGUAUGGGUGGGAUAGAUAAUAAUGAUUAUAUUGGAUGGCUUUAUUUCAUGGAAUACCUGAAAUAUUCCACUCGUUAGGGCCAAUAUUCCACUCAUCUACGAUUCAUGGAACAUUUGCCCAUACUCUUGGAAUAUUUCUUGUAUUCCAUUCUGAGCCAUCUAAUGUAAUAUAAUUAUAUUUCACAGUGUAGAUCAAUUCAGGGGCCUGUUGCAGAAAGAGUUGCAAUCAAUCGCAACUCUAAAAAUCAUGUGUAACUUGAUUUUCUACCGAUCAACAGCGCGCAUUUGGGACUUGCGAUUGAUUUUUUUACUUGCGUUUAAACGCAACUCUUUCUGCAACGGACCCCUGCAGCCUGUUGCAUAAAACGUUUUACCUGAGAAAACUCUGGUAAAAACUGAAAACUAAAUUUAGUCUGAUCUCUGCCAUUGACUUUAACACAGGGCAAAAACUCAGGUAAAAGAUACCUGAAUUUUUCUCAGGUAAAAAUUUUUAUGCAACAGGCCCCUGAUGUGGCUAUAAAGUCUCCACCCAUAGAUAUUUAUGUUUGAUCAUGAAAUCUUUUCUGGGUUUGCUGUAGUUCAAACCUUUUUGACCAACAUUUCAUGGACUUAACAUUCAUAUACAUGUAUCAUUGUCAAUAGACCGUCAGGUCUGAAAUUGCAAUACAUCAGGAUGAUGUUCAACUGGUAAACCUUAGUGGGUCAUUGGAAGAUUUUUGCCUAGUUUAAAUGAAACACAUAUUUUUGUUAGUUCUGGUAUGUCAAAAUAAAAGAAAAGACCCAAUCCAAUGGAAUGACCUUUUUUUAAAGGGGAAAGUAAUGUACCUUCUAAUCUAUGUUAUUCAAGAUGCAUAUUAUAGUAAGAGGUCUGCAACAAAAUAAUUUCCGGUAACUUUGCCACUAUGCCAGAACUAAAACUCAUGAUAAAGCAAAUAUGAAUUGUGCAAAAUGUUAGAAAAACAUAUUAAAUUCCCAAGCAGAUAAAAUUCAGCAAAUGCAUGGUUAACACUGCAAUCAGUUUUGAUGGACAGAUUUCUCUUUUAAGGUAGGAACAAUAUGAUGUUGCUUUGAUUUUCAUUGUAUUUUUUAAUGGAAAAAAUGUGCUUGCUCAGUUGGUAGAACAUCCGUCUCACAACCGGGAGGUCAGGAGUUCAAACCCCGGCCGCAUCAGACCAAAAGAUGUUAGAGGAUACGAGUUGCUGCUACCCUGUUUGGCGUCAAACGAUUCAAGGGAUAGAGCUUUGUCGAUCUGGCGCUGCAAAGUACCUGCUGGGCCCACGAUCAAUUUGGCAAAAAAAAAGAAUUUUCGAAGUAUUCAAUUUCAGAUUUCAUUUUUUUCAAAUAAUAAAAUAUGGAUUUCAUUAGAUUUUUCACUGGAUUUUCAUUUUCAUUUCAUUGGAUUUUUAAUUUUCAUUGGACUUUUUGGGCCUGAAAAAUGAUGUUUUCCAUGUCCUUUUGAAUUCAGUGAUUUUUCUUUAUUUAGAAAACUGGGGGCUCUACCAUAUGGAAUGUAUCAAUAAGAGUUAUUAUGAAAUCGGCUCUUGAUCACUCAAUUUCAUAAGAAAGCUGAAAUACAUGUAUACAUUUGUGUGUGUAGGUUAUGUGACUCUUAACUGAAUAUAGUCAUAUUUUGAUAAAUGUGACUACAUCUGCAACUUUAGUGAGGAGGUUUAUAUAUCUCAAUAAUAUAUUUUUUUAUAAUCAUGAUAUGAGAUAAUUUCAUGAAGGUUCUGUAAUCAGUAUGUGUAUUCAUUUGUAUCUGUACAGCGUAUUUUUGUAUGAAAUUACGACUGAGGGGAUGAUUUUUCAAUCUGAUAUUUCCUGUUCUUUGCUAUAAAUGUUUGCACAUAUAAUGAUGUCUUGGAUUAAAGUUGUAUACAAUAUUGACAAUAAAGAAUAUUGACAAUGUA
Messenger RNA from Lytechinus pictus (painted urchin), 6014 nucleotides. Its product is annotated as alpha-mannosidase 2C1-like. The record is from RefSeq and is a predicted model, not a curated record. The transcript is spliced from 25 exons. Gene Ontology annotation, biological process: mannose metabolic process; oligosaccharide catabolic process. Gene Ontology annotation, molecular function: carbohydrate binding; alpha-mannosidase activity. The coding region runs from base 371 to 3628 and encodes 1085 amino acids. NCBI's taxonomy places the organism in Eukaryota, Metazoa, Echinodermata, Echinoidea, Temnopleuroida, Toxopneustidae.